UUUUCAUUCCGUUCUCCCUGUGCUUAUUGUAUUUUCGAUCCUAUGAUGGUGACUUCUCUGUUGUCAUUCUUGUAAAGGAACCUGCUCUUGAUAUCUCUCUGUUGACUAAAGCUUUACAUUUCCCUCCAGAGGACAUGGAUUGACACUGGAGGACUUUGGAGUGCAAUGGUAGGCUGACAACAGCAUGUCUGAAGCCGCCAAUGCCAGCCACCUGCACCAGCUGAACGUCACAGCUGUCAGUGGGGAGUUGUCGGCUUUAAGUAGUCUCUUUAACAAGCCGUCAGCGUAUGUGGAACUCCUGGUGGAUGGUGUGCACCAGAAAAAGACCCAACAUGUCAAACACAAUACACAUCCAAAAUGGCAUGAAACGUUCACAGUAUUGGUGACAAAAGACUCUGUACUGGUCUUCCGUGUGAGUGACCACCACACCUUAGUGAGAGAUUCUGUCAUAGGAGAAGCUACCCUAAAGCUUGCAGAUGUGGUUGCCGCCUACGAUGGGAAGAAGAGCUCCACUCACACACUGCCGCUGACUCAGCCGCCUAAUUGUGUUGUGCCAGCUACUUCCCAGCCUCCCACCAUCACAGUCACCCUAGAUGGUUUGAAUAUAUUAACCCAGGGAGGUGCUAGACAAAGGGAAGUCAACUAUAACCUUCCAACUGUUGUGAAUGUGAGUGGUGGGAAUGUCAGUGGAAGUAAUACAGUCACAGUUCGGGUUGGUGGCAAAACUCCACCACCUGUACCCCCUCCACCCAAGCUGAUCCAGUCUGAUGCCCAUUCAGGAGCAGCCUUGCCUGCCAUCAUGUCAGCAAGUGGCAGCCAGUCUAACUCUGGCACAACUAUAACCCAUACCUCACACACAUCUGCAACACACAACCCCAUUCCGUCUCUUCCUUCCAUUAAUAGUGAUGGCCAGGCUGCCUCGUCCCACCCAAGCACCCGGGCUAGGAAGAGUGUGGGCAACGGGUCUGCUGUUGUGGUAUUAGGUGGAGAGAGUCCCACUGACAGUUCUGGAAACCAGAAUGGGAGACCCAAUGGUGCAGAAUCCACAGCUCCCCCUGUGUCAGGGAAUGUGUCUCCCCAGGCCAAUCAUCAGCCUAAUCCACCACAAGUUGCCAGUAAUGCCACUAAUGGGAAACUUCCAACCAAUGGCACACCCCAGCACUCUGCUUCCUCUCCUGCUGCUCCAAAGCCACCUGGGCUUGCCCCAAGACCUGCAAAUCGUCAUCACAGAGCUCACAAAAACAAACGGAACUCAGAUGGUAGCAAUACUCCAGGGAGUGGAAACAGUAAUGGAAGCAGCAGUGGAGCUCCAGCCUCAGCAGGAAACAUUAGCAGCAGCAGUAGUGGUAGCAACUCUGCUCAGCCUGCAGCAGUAGGGGUUCAGGAGGAACCUCUUCCCCAUGGAUGGGAGAUGCGUCAUGAUCAGUAUGGGCGUCGCUACUACGUAGAUCACACAACCCGCUCCACAACAUGGGAGAGACCAAAGCCCUUACCUGCAGGCUGGGAGGCACGUCGCGAUCCAAGGGGAAGAGUUUAUUAUGUCGAUCAUAACACCAGAACGACUACAUGGCAGCGGCCAACAGUAGAGCAUAUUAGGCAAUUUGAAGAAUGGCAAGGGGAGCGACAACACAUUGCACAGCUCAGUGCACAGAGGUUCCUGUAUCCCAACACCAACCAAGAGACUGAGAAUGAUCCUCUGGGCCCACUCCCUCCUGGUUGGGAGAAGCGGCAGGAGCCCAAUGGUAGAAUUUACUUUGUCAACCACCGCAACAGAACAACUCAGUGGGAUGAUCCAAGGACACAAGGAAUGGGACUUGAGGAGGAGGCCCUUCCAGCUGGCUGGGAGAUGCGACUCACAGAUGAUGGUCGCCAGUACUUUGUGGACCACAACACCCGCCAGACAACUUUCCAGGAUCCUCGUCCAGGAGCCAAGCAAAUGCCCUGUAUCAUGGAAAGUUCAUUUAUUCUGGUUUUACCAUGCCUUUCUAUAAGCGAAUGUUGAACAAGAAACUUACCAUGAAGGACUUGGAGUCCAUUGAUCCAGAGUUCUAUAAUUCACUUGUGUGGAUUAGGGAUAACAACAUUGAGGAGUGUUGCCUUGAGAUGACCUUCUGCACUGAUUUUGAAGUUCUGGGGAAGAUAACUGAGGUAGAGUUGAAGCCUGGGGGAAAAGAUAUCCAAGUGACAGAGGAGAAUAAGGAAGAAUAUAUUGACCUCAUGAUGCAGUGGCGUCUCACUCGAGGCCAAGAAGCACAGACAAGGCAUUUCCUGGAAGGAUUUUCAGAAGUGGUGCCACUAGAGUGGUUGAAGUAUUUUGAUGAACGAGAAUUGGAAUUGUUGCUGUGUGGAAUGCAAGAGAUAGACAUUUGUGAUUGGCAGAAGCAUACUAUAUACCGCCACUAUAACCGAUCUUCAAAACAAAUUAUGUGGUUCUGGCAGUUUGUGAGAGAGAUUGAUAAUGAGAAGAGGGCACGUCUACUACAGUUCGUCACUGGAACCUGCCGCGUACCAGUAGGAGGCUUUGCAGAACUAAUGGGGAGCAAUGGGCCACAGAAAUUCUGCAUUGAGAAGGUGGGUAAAGAGACAUGGCUUCCUCGGUCCCACACUUGCUUCAAUCGGUUAGACAAAUCAUAGGUCACAGCUUAAAAAUGAAGAGUUCAUCAAUUCACAUACUCAUCAUGCUUACUAGUCGCGAAUUUUUAAAAUGGCCUAUGAUCAUUCCUUUGGGACUGUUGUGUUUCCUGUGUAUUUAGACAAGACACAAUACUCACAGUCAUGUGAUUGCCACCCUUUCAAAAUUCACAUUGUACA
Penaeus monodon (black tiger shrimp) is the source of this 2811-nucleotide messenger RNA. RefSeq names its product E3 ubiquitin-protein ligase Su(dx)-like (gene Su(dx)). The record is from RefSeq and is a predicted model, not a curated record. Gene Ontology annotation, biological process: ubiquitin-dependent protein catabolic process. Gene Ontology annotation, molecular function: ubiquitin protein ligase activity; protein binding. NCBI's taxonomy places the organism in Eukaryota, Metazoa, Arthropoda, Malacostraca, Decapoda, Penaeidae.